Metarhizium acridum CQMa 102 is the source of this 267-nucleotide messenger RNA. The record is from RefSeq and is a predicted model, not a curated record. NCBI's taxonomy places the organism in Eukaryota, Fungi, Ascomycota, Sordariomycetes, Hypocreales, Clavicipitaceae.
AUGUCGGGUGCUGUUGGAAAGGUCUUCAAAGAGAUUUUUGGGAACAACGCUCUGGAAAUGGUAUUCACACGUGCGUGCGAGGACGUCUCGACACUUGGGGGCGGUCACGAUGUGCCUCAUGCGUACUGGAACUUUGGCGGAAGUGGGAAUACGGACGAAACUGUCGCCACAAACUACUCCCCCUACUUUGCUCUCAUUAUCGAGCCGACUCUCCGCACUGGGAUAGAUGCUAUGGCCCUGGCUGCAAUGACGUUUCUGGCCAAGUAG